CUGGCUCAUCAUAGUUAACGUUAGGUUGAAUAAGAAACAUCAGAAGCCUUGAUAGUGGAGCGACAGAGCUACAGGUUUUAGGAUUUUUAUGGUCCAUCUUUAAAACUUUAGCAGAUGAGCCUUGAACCACACUGUUGACUGGUGCUGACUAGACCACCAGACAUUUUUGACUGAACACUCAAACAACAGAGAAUUUUUUUUAAAUUUAAAGCCAGAUCAUCAUCCAGGUGAGCAUGAUGAACCAAUCAGCGCUCGUCUUAAGAAUGGCAUCACUGCUGCUGCUGCUGGUGUAUGGCACAGAAGCAGCAAUGCAAAUCAUUACAAGUGAAGACGAUGUUUUGGUGGGAACACCGAUCUUUCUUCUGUGUAAAGCUGGUGGAGAGGGAGACAUAACAUGGCAGAAGGAUGGGGAAGAUAUCAAUGAAGAAAUGGUUUCAAAGGUGGAUGAGACUGCCUCUAAACUAUUCAUAAAGAAGGCCACCUUGAAGGAUUCAGGCAAAUACACCUGUCAUUGUGACUUCGACAAUGGACACACAGAUAAUACUCAUAAAAUACUCUACAUUUAUGAGGGUCCGUCUUUUGGAGGCACCACCACCUAUCAUGAGUUUCUGGAGGGAACAGAGGGCAAGGUGCCGUGCCUGGUGACGGGAAAGCCAGCGGUAGAUGUUCAUUGGCUCAGAGACGGACGAGAGAUCUCGGCCAAUGCUGGAGGCCAAGUACGUCAGCUGCCUGAUAACACUCUCCUUAUUAAAAAUGUGACAAGAGGCGAUGCUGGGACGUACACUUGCAAGGCCCAGAUCAAAGGAAGAACAGUCUCUAAGGAACUCACCAUCUCUGUCGUUGUCAACAUUCAUCCCACUGUGUUUCUGAGAGAAGAGGUGAAAAAAGUGAUGGCUGGACCAGAAACCAAUGUUACCUUAAGGUGUUCGGUUAGCGGCCAUCCUCGUCCCAACGUCACCUGGACCAUGCCAACAAUUUUUGACUCCUCACAUCAUCAUUUUGAGUCAGAGAACACUAUUCUGACCAUCACGUCUGUUACGCGGGCGGACUACGGAGAGUACGUCUGUACAGCCAAAAACAAGAUCUCUGAGAACAGUGCCACCACCAUUCUUCAUGUUUAUGAGGCCCCAGAGGUGUCUGUGUCUGCAGAGUGGCAGAGCGUGUCCAUGGGAGAGCGUGUCUCUGUGUCCUGUAACGUCUCUGGACAUCCUCAGCCUGAGCUGCACUGGCUCAACAAGCACAAUGGGCAGACACUGGACUCUUCCUCUGGUCGCGUCCAAGUUGUUGAUGGUGUGUUGACGAUUAAUGACGUGGUGCCCUCUGAUGGUGGGCUUUAUUCCUGCAUGGCUGUCAGCACAUCUGGAAAUGCUUCAAGAGACAUUGCAAUUACCACUCAGCCCGGUCCCCCUCUCUACCUGUCAGUCGCUCCUGGACCGACCUCAGUCUUCUUCUUCCUCAAAACCCCACCCAUCAGUGGGGGAGCACCCAUCACUAAUUACGUCCUGCAGUGGAGGCAAAGUGCAGCAGAGCAGUGGAAGGAGAUCGUCACAGCCCCUACUUUAGAUCCGUUAGCUAUCACCUCCCUAAAGCCGUACACGUUAUAUACCGUGCGUCUAGCUGCUAUGAACGCAGUGGGACUGGGACAGUUCUCAGACUCAAACACUGUCCGCACACAUGGGAUACAGGGUGAACCAGAUUGUCCAGUUGUUUCCACUGGCGCGAUGAAAAUACUCAGCAACUCAUUCUCCAUCCCUCUCAAACAGACAGACGAUGGAGGGACUCCUCUGCAGCACUUUAACAUACGAUACAAGCAGAAUAAAGAGGGGUCAGAGUGGAAAGAGAUGCAGCUGUCGUCCAGCGCUGACUCUAUCUCCCUUCAAGGCCUGUCUUUCAGCUCUGACUAUCAGAUGGAAGUCACAGCAGUCAAUGCCAAUGGUUCCUCUAUCCCUGCCACUUUCAACUUCACCAUCGGACCACAGCCUGCAAACAGCCGCAGCAUGACCAAAGGCAGUGUGGUCGCCAUUGUCAUGGUUAUUUUCCUGGUGUUGUUCCUGGUGGUAGACGCCUCCUGCUGCUACAUAAACCGCUGUGGUCUGCUCAUGUCCAUCGCUGUGAAACUGUUUGGACAGAAAGUGCCAGGCCUACGAAUGCUGGAGGACGGAGAGGGGAACACUAAUGGAGAGGUGAAGCUGAAGGGUAUUUCCACACCCACUGGCAGUCUGCAGCGAACAGGGGUACAGACUAUCACCAAGGAUGGAGGGGCGCUCACUGAGGUCACCUGUGACAAAGCUCCCCUCACCAAACACGAAAAAAUACAGCCCCGUAAAGACCUACCCCAUGCCGACAAUUGAAGUCAGGAAAACAAAAACCAUCACACAGCCUACAGCUGACCCCAAGAUGUUGGUGACAUUUGGAAACAUCCAAUAUGGGAAAGGUGACACAUCCCUUACUGGUGAUGUUAUUAAUUUUGGUGUUUUUCAAGGAGAUUGAGACAAAUAUUGUUCUGCUUUCAUGGUCUCAUGAUAAUAUGUCCUUGAACUGAAGCUAAGGAUCGUAAAUGAUGCCAUUUUGCAGUCCUGUUGUGUUCCUCCGUCCACUGUCAUUUACAUUAGUACAAAGACAAAUUUCUCACAUCGUACAGGGUAGUUUUGACAUCAGUGUUAAACAGGGUAAAUUCAUUGUCUGAAGUGAAUUGUUAAAUUGCUUUAUGUUAAAAACAACUGUUUACCUUUUGCUGCGUUUUGAAUGUUGUACACGGACACAUUUUGAUAUUUGAUUUGUACUCUUUUUGGGUGUUAAAUAUAAAAAAUUUUUGGGCUUUUUUCCAAAUUUAUAAAAAAUAUUUUCCUUGUGUUGUUUUGUGUAACACAUUCUUAUUGCUGAUAAGUUAUUUACCUUGAACUAUUGCUGCUCUGAUAAUAACUGAUCAAAUAUUUUAAGUUAACAAAAAUUUAAUCUGAUACUUAACAGUGUUUUAAACUAUUUAACAGGCAUUUAUGCUUAAACCAGUCCAACUCACCUUCAUGUUUCUUCUUUUUAUGUAACCUCUAGUAACCUGGAGUAUUAGCAUUGAAUUACAAGAGAGUCCUGGUCAAGACAGCAGUACUAGAAGUCCCACAGUGUAAAACAAACAAGUUGAAAAUACUCACAAUUUUUGCUGAAACUGAUUACAUCAAAGUUUUUAAGCAGCGGUAGAUUCAAUUUAAAAUACAUUACUUUGCCUUUAUAGGUUAAAUAAACUCAAUUUUACUCAUACAUUUGUGCAGGGUUAAGUUAAUGUUUUUGAGUCUAACUAACUACACUGUGGAAACUUUCCUAAACUUAAAAAUGCUGUUUAUACCCAACUCAAAAAAAAAAAUUUAAGUAUUUUUUUAAAGCUACAUCUUUUUUAUCCACUGCAGAGUUUACUUAAUUCCAUCACAUACUUUAUCGUGAAUAUGAAUGUUACUCAAGGUAGGCUAAGGUGACCACAGGGUGGACACUGUACCAGAAAGUUCUUUUGAAUCAUGUUCCAUAUACUAUUCUUUGUUUUGUGUUUGGUCCACACAGACACAUCUUGUCUAGCUGAGUUGGUAACUUCACUCAUGGUGCAAAAGAGUCUAAUGCCCAAAGGCAUUCUGGGAAAACUGCAGAUUAAGACAUUAUUGUCAAAAAUUUGAGUACAGUUACUGAUUAUUUAAGAUUUCAAAAGUGCUCUAUUGACUCUGAAAAAGAGCUGAAAUAGCUGUUUUGAUUUUAAAGCUAACAACUCAUUUUUUAAAAACCUCAACAAUGAAAAAUACAAGCACUAACAGUUUUUUUGGUCAGAAGAGAACAUAAAUGAGAAGUCAGUUCACGUAGACUGGCUUUAUAAAGAUUGAUGAUACAUCUUUUUGUUGUAUAAGGAAGACAAACUUACUUCAUCAUAAGAGACAAUGAUGGAUGUGAAACCCACACCAGAGACAAAUCACAAGGUGGCAUGAUAGGCUGAGUCCAACGAGAUGACGACAUUGCAAGUUAUCCAAAAACUUAUUAAGGUUUUUUCAAGGAGAAAAACACAGUUUGUUUCAGUGGAAGAAACCCUGUGUACAAUAAGUACAGUGUAAACAAAUAAAUAAAUAAAUAGAUUUUUAAAAAGUUAUUUAUUUUAACUUUAAAAAGUAACAGUCAGGCUGCCUUUGAAUUUAUGAUGAUUUUAAAGAACUAUUUAGUUAGAUGACUUUCAGUAUGUUAAUCUAAAUAUAUAUUUCAGUUCAAAUUCAGGUUAAACAUUUUAGUGAUUCUCCUUGGUGUUAUGAAACCUUUUAUUUUCCUUUAAAAUAAUGUAAAGAUUUUUUUGGUUAUCAGUGAAACCAAAGAACUGCAAUAAGGUGUCCUUAUCAUGUGUUCAUAUUUGUUUCUGCUAACCAACACGGCAAUUUUUCAGCAUGAGAGGCUUUAGACCUAAAUUCAUUUUUGACUUUGUAGUUAUUUUUACUGUUGUUUUUUUAAGUUUUAAAGGGUUUACUCCAACACCAUUCAUAAAAACCUUACUCUAACUAACUGUAAUCAGUAUAAAACAGACAAAAUUGAUUUCUGCUGUUAUUUUGAGCUAUUUGCCAUUUUAUUGCUCAUAUUAACCAUAUGCGAUGAAAAAUUACUCUCUUCUCUGUGUUUAAGAUCUUGUUGUUUGACAUUUAUCUGCCAAAAUUAAUGGAGUGUUUUGAUAUUUUUCUAUUGACCACUGUACAUUGUUGUAAAUACACAUUGUUGCAUUUUUAUAUUUAGUAAAAUCAUGGAAGAGCUUUAUGUGUUUUGUGCUCACCAGAUCAAUA
Molecule: messenger RNA, 4793 nt
Organism: Cheilinus undulatus (humphead wrasse)
Lineage: Eukaryota; Metazoa; Chordata; Actinopteri; Labriformes; Labridae
Gene: ncam3
Product: neural cell adhesion molecule 3
Exons: 17
Coding region: 234-2351 (705 amino acids)
Biological process (GO): cell-cell adhesion
Cellular component (GO): cell-cell junction; membrane
Molecular function (GO): cell adhesion molecule binding
Source: RefSeq, a predicted model, not a curated record